AGUCAGCGCAUGCGACGGCCCGGGCACGCUCCACCAAGUUUUGCCAGCGCAGCUCGGAGCAAAGUGGCGCACGCAUAUGCUGGGCUCCCAGGCUGACGGAUGACAACAAAAAGUCCAACACGUGGAAGUAAGGAGCAAGUUUCCCUCUGAGACCGCGACUGCACUUUAUCAGUGUCCUCGGGGGUGCGGUGGGGUGGGGGAGACGAUCGAGGUGAAGGGUGAAUGUUUUUGCGUGUCUGAGUGAUUCGGCCAAGACAAGGUGAAUGUACAGCAUCAUGAUGGAGACCGAUUUGCACUCCCCCGUGGUGCAGCAUGGCAACCCGUCCAACCCCGGGGGGCAUGGCGGCGGCGGCGGAACCAAAGUCCCCCAGGAGCGAAUCAAGAGACCCAUGAACGCUUUCAUGGUGUGGUCGCGUGGGCAGCGACGCAAGAUGGCCCAGGAGAACCCCAAGAUGCACAACUCGGAGAUCAGCAAGCGGCUGGGGGCCGAGUGGAAGGUGAUGACCGAGGCCGAGAAGCGGCCCUUCAUCGACGAGGCCAAGCGGCUGCGGGCCAUGCACAUGAAGGAGCACCCGGACUACAAGUACCGGCCGCGGAGGAAGACCAAGACGUUGCUCAAAAAGGACAAAUACUCGCUCGCCGGUGGGCUCCUCGGCAAUGCGGCGGGCGGACAGCGCCUGGAGAGCCCCGGCGGGGGGGCCCUGGGCUCCAGUGCGGGCAUGUACACGGCGCACGUCAACGGUUGGCCCAACGGCACUUACUCCGGACAGGUGGCCGCCGCGGCUGCGGCUGCUCACGCCAUGAUGCAGGAGGCGCAGCUGGCUUACACGCAACACUCGGGCGUCGGCGCUCACCCGCACCACCACACGCACCAGCACUCGCAUCAGCACCCACACAACCCGCAAGCCGUGCACAGGUACGACAUGAGCGCCUUAUCUUACAGCCCCAUCUCGAACUCGCAGAGUUACAUGAGCGCCUCCCCGCCGGUCUACGGGGGCAUCACGGGCUUCACGCACCAGCACCACAGCGCCGGCGUGUCACCGGUGUCGGGAGCGCUCGGGGGAGCGCUCGGUGGAGCGCUCGGGGGAGCGCUCGGGGGAACUCUUGGCCCCCUGGUGAAGUCGGAGCCGAGCGCGAGUCCCCCGGUCUCCACGGCGCGUCAGCCGUGCCCCUCGGGGGAUCUGCGGGACAUGAUCAGCAUGUACUUGCCCACCGGGGAGGCGGCGAGUGACUCGUCCGUGCAGGGGCGCCUGCACGUGCUCCACACGCAGCACUACACGGGGAGCAGCGCCCACGUGAACGGGACGGUACCCCUGACGCACAUUUAAAUUGAGCGGUUCAAUGUUUUAGAACCUCAACCAAAUAGUCCAAGGGGUAGUGGGCCGCUACCGGUCGCGUGUAAACUAAGGCGCCAUGAAAAUGCAAUCACCUUGAACAAAGUUUUUUUUUUUUUUUUUUUUUUUCCCCCAGCUCCCCAAAUCUUUUCUUCUUUUGUCUGGCCAAGCGACAGAACGCUCACGCUAAUUUAUUUGUGCUCUCGGUAACAGUGGUUGCCAAGUUUUCGCACGGUUUAAAUUAUAAUCCUCCAGGUCGGCUGCAUUAUAAGAGUUUUUUGACGCUUUUGUGGAAUUUCAGGCGCUGAAUGUUUAGUAGCUAAACGAAAAGGCGUACAAAUCGUGUUCUGAAAAAAAAAAAAAAAACUUUCCAGGAAGCAAUAUCAAUUGAUUUCAAGUUUUAUUCCUUGUACUCGGUCGGUGCUGAUUUGAUUUUGUUGUUGUAAUUGUGGUUUAUAGUGAAUAAAAUGCCUAUUGAAAGCGCGUUAUGCAACCGUAUUGUCAGAAGAAGGAGAAACUCGAUUUUUCCAUCUCAAUUUCCAAAGUAUUUUUCACACCACUGGGUUAUUUAUUUUUGCCACAAAAUGUAAGUGGAUUGCGCCAAAUGAAAAUGAAAGUGAAGCUAUGCCACUUUUACAGAAAAUGUUGCUUGCAGAACAAAAUGUCCCGGGAUAUAUAUAUGACAAAAGUUAAUUGGGUAAUAACAUUUUCUUAUACACGUAAGAUUAUUUUGUAUUUUACAUUUGAACACAUGCAGUUUUCAUGUCAUCAUUAUUAUAAUUCAUGUCAUGAUUCAUUUGGUUUCUAUAACAUUUACUGGCACUUCAAAUGUUACAGAUUUGCCGUCUGAUAUUUUUUCUUCAUUUUCUUGUAUGCACAAUAAAAGACACGUGCAAGUUGACCGCAUUCCCAUAAAGCUUUGCUUUCUAUUUACUUCAACCGAACAGCUAAGCCCUUAAUACAAAUGUAUUCAUUAUUUCAAUGAUAUAUUGAAAUGCUAAAUGUUGGAGCUUUAAUAAGAGCAUUGCAAGCAUGGCCUUAGGCCAGCUCUUUAGUUCCGUUCGCAUUUCUUAAUGGUAAGGUGAGUUGACCGCUGACGUCACAACCUCAGCAAUUUGAAUUCUGCAAAUCUGCAUUCACGGAAAUCGGUGUCAUCAAGGUCAUUGCUAACUGGCCACUGAGCAUACUUGUUGCUUGGGAAAUGAGUUAGUUGACAAGUGUUUGAUCGAUCUGUAUGCGAAAGGGGGUGCAUGCUUUUUAGUGUGAGCGCCAAGCGGGGUCUUCGGGAAUGAUGUGUGGAGGGGGAUCGAGCUUGUUGGCAGGACGCCUGUUCUUUCUCCACUCCCCACCGCCACCUUCCCAAGAUUUUCUGACAACAAUAUAGUGACCUACAUUUCCUUGAGCAAAAACCAAAUAGCGCUUCUUGGGCUCAUUCUGCGACUGGCCUUUUUUUUUUUUUUUUUCGGGGGAAAGAAAAUGGAAACAAACCCCUCUAUAAAUGUUUAUUUAUUUAUCUGUUGUGGUUGCUAUCAGAUUUAAUAACCGAAUACAUUUCUAUUGCGUAUCAAUGCUGCAUGGUUGAUCUCUAUUAAUAAAUGUGAUUUUAUUCAUCAUUUUCUCAUUA
Messenger RNA from Syngnathus acus (greater pipefish), 2958 nucleotides. RefSeq names its product SRY-box transcription factor 1b (gene sox1b). Lineage: Eukaryota; Metazoa; Chordata; Actinopteri; Syngnathiformes; Syngnathidae. Gene Ontology annotation, biological process: anatomical structure morphogenesis; regulation of DNA-templated transcription; cell differentiation. The coding region runs from base 264 to 1328 and encodes 354 amino acids. Gene Ontology annotation, molecular function: DNA-binding transcription factor activity, RNA polymerase II-specific; RNA polymerase II cis-regulatory region sequence-specific DNA binding. The record is from RefSeq and is a predicted model, not a curated record. The transcript has a single exon.